This is a messenger RNA of Paraphaeosphaeria sporulosa, 2389 nucleotides long. Its product is annotated as kinase-like protein. The record is from RefSeq and is a predicted model, not a curated record. Gene Ontology annotation, cellular component: nucleus; spindle; kinetochore. Lineage: Eukaryota; Fungi; Ascomycota; Dothideomycetes; Pleosporales; Didymosphaeriaceae. Bases 177 to 1979 code for a protein of 600 amino acids. Gene Ontology annotation, molecular function: ATP binding; protein serine/threonine/tyrosine kinase activity; protein serine/threonine kinase activity. Gene Ontology annotation, biological process: meiotic spindle assembly checkpoint signaling; protein localization to kinetochore; mitotic spindle assembly checkpoint signaling. The transcript has 2 exons.
CCACCGCCGCAUCCCUACAACGAACAGCCGCCGGACCGCACCGCACCGCGCCUUAUGUAUGGAAAACUAACCCUACAGUCGACAUUCGCUAUCCGGAGUCAAUUCACACGCCCGCACAGCUCGCGGUAGCCCAGAGUGCAAUCACGCUCGCGACCGACGCGCCGCCUCAAAUCACCAUGGCCACGGCCUCGCCCACCCCUAUGGGCUCCUACAGCAGCCUCGGGCGCAUGCGCUCGCACUCAAAUGUGCGGCCCCGCAGAGACUCGCCGCUCAGCGUGCUGGGCCAGAGCCAGGGCUUCUCGGCGAAUGCGCCCAUGAUGCAAAACAUCGACAUUGGCGAUUCGUCCGAUGACGAGAUCCCGCAGCCCAUGAAGCUCAGCGCGCUCACCACCGCGCUGCUGGCACAGAACGAGGCCAACUCGCCUGAAAGGGUACGAAAGCCAAAAUUACGCGUCUCGCGCAGUGGGUCGGGCACGCCCGUGCACGAUACCGUCACACCUGCCCCCAGUCUGCGCAUCAAGAGGGUACCGCUGCGAGGCGCGCCCAUGAGGAGAUCACGACGGACGCCGCAGAGCGAAGAUGAAAAGCAUCCACCCUCACAGGACCAGGAAAACAUCGUCCCUAUGUCGGUAGUAAAAUCGGAUCCCAAGGAUGCCGUCCACUCUGGCCUGAAGGUUCCGGACUCCAUCAUGAAGACAGCAGACCACGACAUGCAACCCCCGCGACAGCCUCUGUCACCCAUCCAGAGACAGGAAAGACCAAUGCCAUUACAGUCGAUAAGCGCGAAUACCCCGAGAAGACCGGCGCCUCCCCCACCACCGAAGAUGUCUGCGCUUGAGACUGCAACCGCUAGUGCUGGUGCUGCAACGACCAAGACUAGAGAGCGCAAGAAGAGGAGCCUCGUGACCAUCCACAACAAAACCUACCAGCUCAUGGACCGGAUAGGGAAGGGGGGCAGUUCAGUCGUCAUGCGCGUCAUGGCAGAAAAUUACAAGCUGCUUGCGCUGAAGAGAGUAAAGCUUGAUGAUGCAGACGAAGCUGCUGUUAUAGGCUACAAGGGCGAGAUUGAUUUGUUGGAGAAGCUGAAGAAUGUGGAGAGAGUGGUGAAGCUGUACGACUGGGAGCUCGACAAUGACCGACAGAUUCUGCACGUGCUUUUGGAACUAGGGGAAUCAGAUCUCGCCCGCAUCAUGCGCCUCAAGAAUGAUGCUGCAGACGCGAAGCUCGAUCUCAACUUUACGCGCUACUACUGGAGGGAAAUGCUGUCCUGUGUUGAUGCUGUCCACGAUUACGACAUUGUUCACUCAGACCUCAAGCCCGCCAACUUUGUCCUUGUGCAGGGGUCUCUCAAGCUCAUCGACUUCGGAAUCGCAAACGCCAUCGAGACUGACCACACCGUCAACGUCCACCGAGACGCACAUAUCGGAACCCCGAAUUACAUGUCCCCGGAAAGUCUCGAAGACAGUGCCGGCGGAGCACGAGGCAAGCUUGCAAAUGGCGAGGGCCCCAAAGACAUGAAGCUCGGCAAGCCCAGCGACGUCUGGAGUCUGGGCUGCAUCCUGUACCAAAUGGUCUAUGGUCAAUGUCCCUUCGCACACAUCCCGAAUCAAAUGGGCCGCGUCCUUGCCAUCGUCAACCGCGACUACGAAAUCGAGUUUCGGGAUUACGGCAUCGGCGGUGCUCCGGUCCCGCCAGGCCUUAAGCGCACGCUACGCAUGUGUCUUAACCGCGAUCCCUCACAGCGACCUACCAUCAAGCAGCUUCUCGACGGCGUGGACACGUUUAUUUUCCCUGAGAACGCCGGGGUGCCUGUCUCGAAGGAGCUCCUCAGCAACAUCGUCUGGAAGAUCGUAGAUCGUUGCCGCGACCCGAGCAAGCCGCCUGUCACGCAUGAGGAAAUUAUGAAGGGGUAUCCCGAGAGUUUUUACGCCAAGAUACAGGAGAUUCUGGAGGAUCCUUAUCAGGGUCGCAGGACGUGACAUGUUCAUUGGGCUUGUUCAAUUUCUGGUUUGGCAACGGUUCAAGCGUUCGAGCGAGCGCAUUUCCUCUCCUGCAUUUGCAUUCCUGGCGCGCGAUGCGUGGCCCUCGUGCAUUUUCUGCAACACGCUACAAGAUCUAUUAAUGACGGGAUAUUACGGCGUUUUUGUUUCGCGGCUGGUUUGGCUUUUUUGGAUUACCACUAUUCCCCACUUCGCGAGGGCAUUGUUUAUUUUGCGUUGCUUUGAAUGUUUUUGCAGCGGUCUUGACCGGAGGGAUGCCAUUACUUGUGCAUAGGCGCUUCAGUCCAUGUUACUUGGUUAGAGGAUGCGGAUGGGCCCGCGUCUGGUUGUAUAUACCGCGAUUGAGAGGGGAAGGGUUGGGUAAAGUGUAGAGAGUUGAUGAAGCGAAG